Ipomoea triloba (trilobed morning glory) is the source of this 2463-nucleotide messenger RNA. RefSeq names its product G-type lectin S-receptor-like serine/threonine-protein kinase LECRK1. Gene Ontology annotation, molecular function: protein serine/threonine kinase activity; ATP binding. The coding region runs from base 1 to 2388 and encodes 795 amino acids. The transcript has a single exon. Gene Ontology annotation, biological process: recognition of pollen; protein phosphorylation. NCBI's taxonomy places the organism in Eukaryota, Viridiplantae, Streptophyta, Magnoliopsida, Solanales, Convolvulaceae. The record is from RefSeq and is a predicted model, not a curated record.
AUGGCUAACUUACUUUUCAAGUUUCUGUUAAUUCCAGUUAUAUUCGGUGUAACUACUGGAGUUGCAGCUCAAAUGCAGCCUGCCACCAAUAUAGCCUCUGGUUCCAUGCUUUACCCUGACCGGCAUCCCACUUCAUGGUCAUCGCCUUCAGGCCUAUUUGCGUUUGGUUUCUACCAGCAAGGGGAUGGUUUUCGAGUUGGGAUAUGGCUGCAAGGCGCGAUGCCUCAAAGAACUGUGGUUUGGGCUGCUGAUAGGGAUGCCCCUCCGGUCCCUUCAGACUCCUAUCUGGAGUUUGCAACAGGCAAGCUAAUUCUUUGGACCAAGGGGGGCAGGAAAGAGAUUGUGGAUCCCCCAGAGACUGCAGCAACUCCAACAGCCUCCAUGCUUGAUUCUGGUAACUUUGUCAUCUAUGACAAAACUGGUGUUGUCUGGCAAAGUUUUGAUUUCCCCACAGACACCAUAUUAGUUGGUCAGCAUCUGGUGUUAAACAAUAGACUGGUCUCUAGUGUUUCGACAUCUGAUACCUCGAGUGGAAGGUUUUAUCUCGGUAUGCAAGGCGAUGGAAACCUCGUUGCAUAUCCGCUCAAUAGCCUAUCCAGGCCUGAGGAUUCUUACUGGGCAAAUCCCAUACAAACCAGGGGUGAGUUUGGUAAGGUAAAUGAGGCAUUUGUAAGCAUUGAUCCGAGUGGCCAACUGUUUAUGAAUGUUUCAAAUGAUAUUCAUUUUGAGGUAAAGAGUAUAGCAAACAGUUCCAAUGAAGACACAAGCAACCGGACAGUAAUUUACCGGGCUAGUCUUGACCCUGAUGGGAUUCUCAGGCUGUAUUCGCACAGAUUUGGUGGGACUGAUAAUUCAACCGUGAUUGAGUGGCCUGCAAGACAAAAUCAAUGCCAAGUCAAAGGCUUUUGUGGUGUUAAUAGCUACUGCACAGCAAUCAAAGGUGGUGAAGGUGACUGUUCCUGCUUUCCAGGCUUUCAGUAUUUCAAUCCAAAAGUGAAAUACCAGGGGUGUUACAGAGGAUUCAUCUAUGAAGAACUCUGUAGGAAAGAAGACCCUAAUCUGUCCUACAAUAUUACUCUGAUCAAGAACUUGACACUUGGGGGAUAUCCAUUCUCUUACCUUUCAAUGGUUGAAGGAGAUUGUCAGAAAUCUUGCCAGGAAGAUUGUACAUGUUGGGCAGCACAGUAUGUAGAUGGCACCUGCAGCAAAUUUAAGCUUCCACUCAUUUAUUCAACACUAGAUCAGAACAAUAAGCCUGUCAUGGCCAUAAUCAAGCAGCUCCACAAUGAUUCCCAGUUGGUUACCAUUUCAGGGGAAACUGGGGACAAGGAUGGAACCCGAAAAAGAAUAAUCUUGAUUCUAUCAGUGGUUCUUGGUUUCCUAGCAUUCCUGUUUUCACUCAUUGCAAUCUUCAGUUUCGUUUUCUACAGAAAUAGAGCCAUUCAGUAUCAAAAGCUGUCAGAAAAGGCAAAUUUAGGCCUCAAUGAAGAGUUCACUCUCCGAUCAUUUUCUUAUAGUGAGCUUGAUAGAGCCACUGAUGGUUUCAAGGAAGAACUUAGACAUAGUGAUUUUGGGAAGGUGUACAAAGGAACAAUAUCUGAUGGGGAUAAAACAGUGGCUGUGAAAAGACUAGAAAAAAGUGGAGAUGAAGGAGAAAAUGAAUUCAGAGCAGAAAUAACAGCAAUUGGGCAAACUUACCACCGGAAUUUAGUUCAGUUGCUGGGGUUUUGCUUAGAGGGAAGCAGAAAGCUUCUGGUAUAUGAAUUCAUGAGCAAUGGAACACUAGCAGAUAUCAUCUUCAACACUACAAUGAGGCCUUUCUGGAAGCAAAGAGUGAAACUUGCACGGGAUAUAGCUCGAGGAAUUUGUUAUCUGCAUGAAGAAUGUGAGACUUGCAUAAUUCACUGCAACAUAAGGCCCCAAAAUAUUCUAGUGGAUGAUUCUUGGACAGCAAAGAUCUCCGAAUUUGGUUUAGCAAAGCUUUUAACACAACCUGAAACUGGAAACCCAACUGUGGUUAAUUGGACAAACGGUUAUUUGGCACCAGAAUUACAGACCAAUGCUUUGAUUACAGAAAAGGUAGAUGUUUACAGCUACGGCAUUAUGCUUUUGGAGAUUAUAUGCUGCAGAAGUUACCUUGAGGUCAACGUCACAACUGCAGAUGAAAUGUUGCUUUCUACUUGGGUUUCCAAAUGCUUUGUGGAGGACAAUCUGCAACAGCUGGUUGGGGAGGAAGAAAUAGAUAUGAAGUCCUUGGAAAGAAUGGUGAAAGUUGGACUGUUAUGCAUUCAAGAUAACCCCGCCCUACGCCAUUCAAUGAAGGGCGUUGUUUUGAUGUUAGAUGGGACAAUGGACAUCCCACUUUGUCUUCCUGCAAGUACUCCUUAGUUCCCAUGGUUUGAGGAUUUCUACAUUGCAGCAAAUGUAUCAAUGGUAUCAUAGUUGAAUGUUGUACUGAAAUAU